GGGAGUUCGGGUAUCCCGAAUCGGUGUUGGACCACUCUCGAAGAAACGUUUGGCUUGUCUGCGCUUCUUGACCGUCACAACUCAAAUUCUGUACAUAUCGAUUUGAACAUCCUCAUCAAGCAACCCUCCACAAUACGCACAUCCUGUCACCUUUUUUUACCUUCUGAAUCACGCGGGUGAAGUAAUACACACGGGCGGGCCGCCUUUCAAAAUCCAGUUCUGUACAUACUCGCCUCUCUCAUCCCAGCAUAUUCGAACUAAAAUAACCAUGGAGCCCCCAAUCGCUCUUGACGUCCCAAAUGAAUCGGACCGGAUCCCAACAACUAAGCGGUAUUGGAAAGAGUCAAAUGGACUCCUGUGCUCGAUUUGCCUCGAACCAGAUCACCAAGCACGAAACUGUAGUCAUCAACUGUGUUUAACCUGCGGUGCCAUCGAUGAGCACAUCACUCGACAAUGUCCGGUUAGCCUGGUGUGUCAUAGCUGCGGUAGUCGAGGUCAUCUAGCUCGGCAUUGUCCGUCUUCUUCUAGGGCCUCCGGAACGCACUGUGCACGUUGUGGCUCGAGCAUUCAUCUCACCCUGAACUGCCCGUCUAUAUGGAGGGACUACGAGGAGGAACCUAAUGACAAACCUAAGCGAGUCAUGCGCGCAUGUUAUUACUGUGGCAAUACUGGCUAUCACUUCGGAGACGAAUGCCCUUUUCGGAGAUCGACUCUCCAAACAGAGCCGUCUGCUUUUUCGGAUCGCUCACUCCCGACACGAGACAGACAUUUGUCACGCCAUCCCCAAUCUCGUGGGCCUGGCAGAGACUCUCCGCGCCACAACGACCACGACCGACAGUACGACGGAGGCAGGCAGGAUAGCUACAGGCCACCUGAUCCCCCAUCAAGUCGCAAGAAAGCCCCUCGACCAGGACGGAGGGACAGAGCCGCCUACGCGCGACCGGUCGACGUCGACGAUGAAGAUGAUUGGUUUUCAAAAAGACACCGGAGGCAGAGCCCUAAAAAGUCUGAAACUCAUCCUAGACCAAGUGGAUCCAACUCAAUCAGGGUUGGUGGCUCCUACAAAGGAGGUUACAUCAAAUAAUCUUGCCAACUCGAUGCGAUCGUUUAGAUCAAUCAUAUACAUCAUGGUCCCUCUCUACCGCGGACCAUGCCUAAAAUCCCACUUUCACAAUGGGCCAGUCAAUCGUGACAGCCUGACAGAUCUGAUAACCGAC
Puccinia graminis f. sp. tritici CRL 75-36-700-3 is the source of this 1217-nucleotide messenger RNA. RefSeq lists its product as uncharacterized. The transcript is spliced from 6 exons. NCBI's taxonomy places the organism in Eukaryota, Fungi, Basidiomycota, Pucciniomycetes, Pucciniales, Pucciniaceae. Bases 269 to 1084 code for a protein of 271 amino acids. Gene Ontology annotation, molecular function: nucleic acid binding; zinc ion binding. The record is from RefSeq and is a predicted model, not a curated record.